Messenger RNA from Salvelinus namaycush (lake trout), 1654 nucleotides. Its product is annotated as histone-lysine N-methyltransferase SUV39H1-like. The record is from RefSeq and is a predicted model, not a curated record. Gene Ontology annotation, cellular component: nucleus. Gene Ontology annotation, molecular function: histone H3K9 methyltransferase activity; zinc ion binding; protein binding. Bases 43 to 1281 code for a protein of 412 amino acids. Lineage: Eukaryota; Metazoa; Chordata; Actinopteri; Salmoniformes; Salmonidae. The transcript has 6 exons.
CGGUGCAGUAAACAUGGCGGAAGAGUUGGAAGCUAGCUAAACAUGGUGGCUACAAUUGCAGGUUGUAGCGUAUCCUGCAAGCUGUCUUUGGACGAUCUGCAGGCUGUCUGCCGCCAGGAAAGGCUCCAUUGUAAACAGCUACGGGUGAACAAGCAUAACAUCGACGACUAUGAGGUUGAGUACCUCUGUGACUACAAGAAGUCUAAGGAGCAGGAGUUCUACCUGGUUAAAUGGAAGGGCUACCCCGAGUCGAGCAACACCUGGGAGCCCCGCAAAAACCUCAAGUGCAGGAAGCUAAUGACGCAGUUCCACGAGGACAUGGAGCAUGAGCUGAGGCGGCAGAAGAGACGGACCACCUGCCCCAAGCGGCUGGACAAGGACGUGGCCUGGACCCUGGUGCAGAAAGCCAAGCUCCGCAAGAGGCUCCAGUGCUGGGAAGCCGACCUGAACAAGACUCGUAACCACCCGGGCCGCAUCUUUGUCCUGAACGAGGUGGACCUGGACGGCCCGCCCAGGGACUUCACCUACAUCACUAACUAUAAGGUGGGCGAGGGCAUCGUGCUCAACGAGAUGGCUGUGGGCUGUGAGUGUAAGGACUGCUUUAGUGAUCCGAUCGGCGGCUGCUGCCCCGGGGCCUCCCUCCACCGCCUGGCCUACACUGACAAGGGCCAGGUGCGAGUGCGGGCCGGGGAGCCCAUCUAUGAGUGUAACUCCCGCUGCAGCUGCGGGCCUGACUGCUCCAACCGCUUGGUCCAGAAGGGCAUUCAGUUCGACCUGUGCAUCUUCAAGACUGGGAAUGGCCGAGGCUGGGGUGUGCGUGCACUACAGCACAUCAAAAAGAACACCUUUGUCAUGGAGUACGUUGGAGAGAUCAUCACAUCGGAUGAGGCGGAGAAGAGAGGACACCUGUACGACCGGCAAGGCGCCACCUACCUGUUUGACCUGGACUACGUGGAGGACGUUUAUACGGUGGAUGCUGCUAACCAUGGCAACAUCUCCCACUUUGUCAACCACAGUUGCAACCCCAACCUGCAAGUAUACAAUGUGUUUAUAGACAACCUGGAUGAGAGGCUCCCGAGGAUAGCAUUAUUUUCAACACGCUCCAUCAGGGCAGGAGAAGAGCUCACUUUUGACUACAAGAUGCAAAUUGAUCCAGUUGAUGCAGAGAGCACAAGGAUGGACUCAAAUUUCAGUUUAGCGGGACUCCCGAGCUCUCCCAAAAAGCGGAUUCGGGUGGAGUGCAGGUGUGGAUCUGACACAUGUCGAAAGUAUCUCUUCUGAUAUAGAUUGGAAACGGAACGUCAAAGCUAGAACAGACACAUCAUAUAUUUUGGGGAAUUCUGAAAGUUGUACAGCGUUUACAUGAAUUUUUAUUUGUCUACUUUUAUUUUACUUUGACUUUUAAGCCACAUUGGCGCAUGGGUGAUAUCAAAACUGAUAUGGUGAUUUUAUUUUUUUAUGUCCCCAAACCUAUCUAGUAUGUUGGUAAACAAUUUUAGUGAAACAAUGAACAUGAUCUACAUCCACAAAUCUGCGUUUAAAAAAAAUUCUUCAGAGAUUAUACACUGCGUGUACAAAACAUUAACAACACCUGCUCUUUCCAUGACAGACUGACCUGGUGAAGCUAUGAUACCUUAUUGAUGUCAAUUGUUAA